This is a messenger RNA of Haliotis rubra (blacklip abalone), 1397 nucleotides long. RefSeq lists its product as uncharacterized. The transcript is spliced from 4 exons. Bases 215 to 706 code for a protein of 163 amino acids. Lineage: Eukaryota; Metazoa; Mollusca; Gastropoda; Lepetellida; Haliotidae. The record is from RefSeq and is a predicted model, not a curated record.
CAAAGGCUAAGGUAAACACGUUGAAAUGAUGAGAGUAGGUGUAAGUAAUCUCUCAUUUGCAAUCAACUUAAAGAGGUUCCCGAGGGAACGUUUGAAAGGAGUGUCCAGUUCAGCUGCCGGUACGGUGUUUCCUUCAGGCUAGUUCUGGGACAAACACAAAGAAAGAAACCACGGGAUAGGAAGGAUUCGGUGUUAAGGGAUUGCAAAGGUAGCCAUGGCAACUACUCUGUCAGUCGCAGCCUUGUUCCACAACCUUCUGCCUACUGACCUUGACCCUGAAACCUCGUUUUCUGCUGCUCACUGUGUGAACACCUGCUUCUAUAACCGGACAUGCGCAUCAGUGUUCUAUGACCGUAACCGGAAGCUGUGUUACCAGAGUGAUCUUUGGUUUGAUGAAGCAGUGGCGGGGCUGAUUCAGCAACCAAGUGUCUCCUACAUUACAUUUAUACGAUCUGAUUGUCCGGAGAACUGGAUCUACCACAAGCCAACGGGCAAGUGUUUCUAUGCUGGAAGUGAGGCAGUCACUAACGCUGCGGCCAUUGCAUUCUGUGCGUUAUAUGGAGGAAGACUCUUUAACAUCUAUAGCGCAGAAGAGGAUAGGAUCCCAUAUACAUUGACCUUUCGAUCCGUUCUCGGUGGGUUCUGGAUCGGAAUGUUUGGGAUGGCAGCAAUUGGUACUGGCACGAGGAACAUCGUUCCGAGGUAAACGGCUACACCAACUGGAAAGAUGACAUCGGAACACGCACCUGUUCUAGGUAUAGCACUUCCGCUCUCAAAUGGAGGACAUCCAACUGUGAUAGCAUCUCCGGUGAUGAUAAACUCAACUUGUGUGAAGUGGUGCUGAGAGCAAAUUAUUGCAGCACCUAAUACUGAAAAGAAUUCAUUUGGUGAUGUGUGGAUUUACAUGGGAUUAAAACGUUUACAACAUGGUUGAUAUUAUUUAUUUAAUUUAUAUAUUAGUUUGUUUGUUUAUUACAGCACCUCGUCAAAGACAUUGCCAGUGGGAAUGUCUAAUGCAUUGUAUGAGAUUUAGCCCCUGCUUAAGUAGGUUGUCUGAAUGAACAUGAAACAUUUUGGUAUAUGACGUAUAUAUGUUAAAAUUAUAUUUCCACUUUGAUAUACUGCCCAGCGAUAUGUGUGGUAGAUUUAACCCGAGCUCUUUAAUUUACACCCGUGAAAAUCCCGGUGAGAAUUGAUCUUCAAUAACCCAUGCUCGUCGUAAGAGGCGACUAACGGGAUCAGGUGGUCAGGCUCGCUGAUUUGGUGGACACAUGUCAUCGUAUCCCAAUUGCAUAGAUCGAUGCUAGUGCUCUUGAUCACUGGAUUGUCUGGUACGGACUCAAUUAAUUUACACAGUGGCGUCAUAUAGCAGGAAUAUUGCUGAGUGCACCGUUAAA